ACGAAAAACCAAAGGGUCUGCAGCUCUAUGUUGUCUUGAACUGGUGGAACAUGUAACUCCAAUCCGAUCCUUACAAAAGCACAAGCACAAACAAGACAGUCCCAAGCCGCUUGUUGCAUGAAACAAGUUGUCAAUAAACAAAACAGGAAAACCCUUUGUCCAGGUGCUCACAAAGUCACUAUAUAAUUCAUCGACACUAAUCAUUGCUGCUAGCUUAGAGGUUGGAAACUGCAGAUUGUUGUUUUGAAAGCAAUGCCGGUAAGACCAAGUAAUACGAGGAAGAAAUGGUACAAGACUGGAGUAGUGGAUGCGGAGGAGGCAAGGAGGAGGAGAGAGGACAGUUUGGUGGAGAUAAGGAAGAGCAAGAGAGAAGAAAGUCUCCUAAAGAAAUGGAGAGAUGGGGUUUUUUUCCUCGAUCAGAAUCUGUAUCAGCUGCAGUUCAGUGAGCUUCCCACUGCAAUUUUGGAAAGCCUUCCUUCAAUGGUAGAAGGAGUAUUAUCUGAUAAUCCAGCAUUGCAAUUGGAAGCUACCACUCUAUUUCGAAAACUAUUAUCAAUUGAGAGAUGCUCUCCCAUCGAGCAGGUGAUCGAAGCAGGCAUUGUUCCUCGAUUUGUGGGGUUUCUUGACAAUCAUGAUCAGCCUCAGUUACAGUUUGAGGCAGCAUGGGCAUUGACUAAUAUUGCAUCUGGUACAUCUGAGCACACCAAUGUUGUUAUCGAACAUGGUGCUGUACCCAAAUUUGUGCAACUUCUUGGCUCUCCAAGUGCUGAUGUUCGAGAGCAGGCUGUUUGGGCUUUGGGAAAUGUUGCUGGUGAUUCACCAAAGUCUAGAGAUAUCGUUCUUAGUCAUGGUGGACUAAUUCCAUUACUGGCACAGUUGAAUGAACAUUCUAAACUAUCUCUGCUAAGGAAUGCCACCUGGGCUUUAUUGAACUUCUGCCGUGGCAAGCCACCAGCACCCUUUGACCAGGUGAAGCCUGCCUUGCAAACCUUGCAGCGCCUGAUUCAAUUGAGUGAUGAAGAAAUCCUGACAGAUGCUUGCUGGGCCCUCUCUUAUCUUUCGGAUGGUACAAAUGAUAAGAUUCAGGCUGUGAUCCAGGCAGGCAUCUGUCCACGACUGGUGGAGCUUCUCCAUCAUCCCUCACAAACUGUGCUUGUCCCUGCACUUCGGACUAUAGGGAACAUUGUUACUGGUGAUGAUUCUCAGACUCAGGUUGUAAUUGACAACCAAGGCCUCCCUUGUCUCUACGAAUUCCUCUCCCAGAACUACAAAAAGAGUAUCAAGAAAGAGGCCUGCUGGACAAUUUCAAACAUCACAGCUGGAAAUAGAAGUCAAAUACAGGCUGUUAUUCAAGCAAACAUAAUUAGUCCUCUUGUUCACCUGCUUCAACAUGCUGAAUUCGAGAUCAAGAAAGAGGCUGCAUGGGCUAUUUCUAAUGCUACCUCUGUCGGGUCCCGAGAACAGAUUCAAUACUUGGUGAAACGAGGUUGUAUCAAGCCACUAUGUGACCUACUAGUCUGUCCUGACCCCAGGAUUGUGACUGUAUGCCUUGAAGCUGUAGAGAAUAUUCUAAAGAUUGGUGAGGCUGACAAAGAAUCGGGCAACAGUGCGGUAAGCAUCUAUACCGAAAUGAUUGAUGAAUGUGAUGGAUUGGACAAAAUCGAGAAUCUACAGAGCCAUGGCAACAAUGAGAUCUACAAGAAGGCAGUGAAGAUUUUAGAGAGGUAUUGGUUAGAGGAAGAAGAUGAAGACGACUCUGGUAACUCAGGUUUUUCUUUCGGUUGUAACCAGUCCAACCCUUCCUUGGGGGGUUUCAACUUUAGUUGAAAAGUUGAAACCCUCUGUAAAAAAAGUUCUCCCAAUGUUGAUGAAGUUUGGCAGGUUGGGAAGUAGUUUUGUGUGGGUUCUUCGGCGGAGUCACGACGUUGACACUUUUUUGACAUAAAAAUGUCUCCACGUAAACAUCAAAGCUGAAGCCAAAAGCUUUUUGUCUGUGUCUGUUACAUCCUUAUUCAGGACCUGAACGUUGCUGGUUCUUUCACUCUCUCAGGCCCAGACCCCCAGUGAGUGCCAUCUGUUCAUUGGUUAAAAAGCUUUUAAUUUCAAAAACAACACGUACUGAAAAUUAUUGCCAGAAUAGCAUUGUGCAGCCAUGGCCCAUGAUGUCCCCCCAGCAUAAUUUCUUUUAUUCAUUUGUUUGCCAAAUUAAGUUUUGACAAGUUCCCUGGUCCUGGCUGGUUCCAGGUUUUUACCAUAUUCAUCUAGUCUGAUCCGACCAACAGGGAUUGGGAUUGGGUUCGCAGUUGGCAGUGACCUGUUCAAGGCCCACGAGGCCAGUCGAACCAAGAAUCAGAUCAGACCUUUUUCAACAGAAAGACAGAACCAUUCGCUACUGGAAUUUUAGAUCAAUCGAUUGAAAAUUGCAACAAGAACCAUCAAUCAUCAACUCAUCAUGCAAAAAAAUCACAAUGCCAUCCAACAACCAUUUCAAUAGAUCACAAGAAUUCUUAAGAAAGAAAAUCUGACUAGAAAAACAUGCUAUCAAUUCUAAAAGAUGGGGCGGAGGAAUUUCUCAGUCUACAACUUAAUCUAGGAUCAUAAACUUACACAA
Messenger RNA from Theobroma cacao (cacao), 2611 nucleotides. Its product is annotated as importin subunit alpha-4-like. Gene Ontology annotation, cellular component: cytoplasm. Gene Ontology annotation, molecular function: protein binding; nuclear import signal receptor activity. Lineage: Eukaryota; Viridiplantae; Streptophyta; Magnoliopsida; Malvales; Malvaceae. Gene Ontology annotation, biological process: protein import into nucleus. The record is from RefSeq and is a predicted model, not a curated record.